CAAGAUUCUAUUCACUUGCUUCGAGACCAUCUCGACCGAAACAAUUGUCCUGCCUCUCAUUACUUUUCACUUUCGAGUGUUCAAUACUUUUCUUGUUUCUUCGAGACGUUUUUCAUUUCAUUGUACAAGUGAUUGCAGCUAAGUUCCAUCAGUACUAUGGCUCACGGAAGAAUUCUACUAUUGGUUGUUUGCUCAACCAUUGCUUGCAGCUUCGCCACUGAUGUUCCUAGUUUUAUCCACGUUUGCAAGCGAAAUGAUCCUCAAAUCGAGGAAUGCAUCAAGAAGAGCGUCGAGGAGAUCCGACCGAAGCUCGUGGCGGGAGUACCCGAAUUCAACAUACCGUCCCUGGAGCCUCUGCUAUUGAAGGAGUUGGUGGCAGCCGAGGGCGCAGGUGGCCUUAAGGUCACCUGCCACAACAUCAAAGCCUACGGAGCCAGUGACUUUGUCAUUCAGAAACUCAGGGUCGAUAUAAGCACCCUGCGUUUCGCCAUGGACAUACUGCUGCCUCACCUGUACAUCGAGGGAACGUACGAGGUCGACGGCAGAGUACUCUUGCUGCCGAUCAAAGGCAACGGACCUCUUACCGGUAACUUCACCGACGCCUUGGGCUCGGUCAAAGUUCAGGGCGAUCUGUUCAAGGCCAACGACGGCACCGAUCAUUUGCACCUCAGCGAGUUUCGCAUGCGCAUCGCCAUUCGCCAGGGAAGCCUCAAGCUGGAAAAUCUCUUCGGUGGUGACGCGACCCUCGGAACUGUGGUAAACAACGCCAUCAACAACAACUUCGACGCCUUCAUUAAGGAGCUCAAUCCGCUCAUCGAGAAGGCCCUGUCCACUGCCUUCAUGGAAAUCGGCAACAGCAUAGUCAAACCCUACACUUACAGUCAGCUCUUCCCCGAAUCGUAAAAACGCAGCAAUUAGCCAAAUUCUUUUGGCUCUCGAAGGAUCAUCGUAUCAUCACUUACGAUUUCUCUCUGUAUCUCCCUUUUUCCCCUCGGAAUACCAUCGUAAAGUAAUUUCGUAGAUGUCUUUUGUUUUUUCUUGUUUUCAUUUUUUUUUACGCACGCACUUCGAGCGAGCCCGGCACCGCUGCUUGGAACUACUGAAAUAUACGUAACGUAACAUUUUUUUUUGAAUGAAUCAUGUAUGCAAGGUAUAUAAUUUUUUAAUUGUGUGAAGUUAUACUUUUUUCAUGAUUACGGGCUGAAGCAUCCAAUUUUUUUGCGAGCUGCAUUAUGGUACACGACCUUCGCACGACACCGCAUACACACAGCCUCGAUGUCGUUCUUCUUCAUCUUUUUUCUUUUCUUUCGCUUCAUCGAGCCUUCUUCUUUCCAGCUGACCUCCACUUGUAAUAUUUCCCAGACAGACGGUAUUUUUUCUCAAUUAUUCCAACUCCGUGAUAAUCAAGGGAGCACCACUUUUUCCUUUUAUUAUUUUACGUAGCUGCGCCGUGGCGUCACUCACAAACAUGUACCCAGACAAAUAACACAUGGCUCUGUUUGCAUUGCUACGGGAAAGUUUUUUCAUAUUUUUUUUUUAAUUUUCAUACUUUAAAGUACACGACGCGCCCGUGAUUAACGAACGAUAAUGAGUCGCAAGGAAGAAAUUCUUCGUCGCUGGUAUUCUUAUGCGCGAUUACACACGUGUGUAAUACUCAAGAAAAGUGGAUUCGGUGAUUUGUACUUUUGCAUACUUUUAAGAGAAAGAAAUUUUCACAAGAUUGCGUGAGAUCGAUUUAUCUCUGCGCCCUUCCAAAUGAUCAUAGUUUUUACGUUUUACAAUCUAUAGGGAUAAGAUUCGUAUUUUGUUGAUUUCCACUUUUAUCAUUUUUUCGGUAUUACAUCGAUUGUGUAAUAAUAAUAAUAAUAAUGAUAAUAAUAUCAAAUAAUUAUUUAUUUAGAACAUUUCGAAGGCAAUAGUUUACUAUUGCAAAGUAUUAACUGUCAUAUUUUUACAAUAAUUAUGUAUUAUUUUGUUUGGCUUUUAUUUAUGUAAAAUAUGUAUAAGUGACAAAUUUCUUGUAUUAUGUAGAUUGUGUUAUAGAAUUAUCCAAAUAGAUGUUUAUAAUAAAUUGUUUUCUAUUAUUGUCUCAUUCACA
Messenger RNA from Trichogramma pretiosum, 2098 nucleotides. RefSeq names its product circadian clock-controlled protein (gene Jhbp3). Bases 157 to 903 code for a protein of 248 amino acids. NCBI's taxonomy places the organism in Eukaryota, Metazoa, Arthropoda, Insecta, Hymenoptera, Trichogrammatidae. The transcript is spliced from 3 exons. The record is from RefSeq and is a predicted model, not a curated record.